GGUAGCCGCUGCUCUUGGCUGGGUGCGCUGCCUUGUGUGUCUGCGGCGCCACUCAGUGAACUCGCCGGGCGGGAUUUCCGCAAAUUGAUAUCCGUCGAGUAUGGCGAAGACUUACGAUUAUUUGUUUAAACUGCUGUUGAUCGGGGACUCGGGAGUCGGGAAGACCUGUGUGCUGUUCAGAUUUUCAGAAGACGCCUUUAACUCGACUUUUAUCUCAACUAUAGGUAUCGAUUUCAAGAUUAGGACAAUAGAGUUAGAUGGCAAGAAGAUCAAGUUACAGAUAUGGGACACGGCGGGACAGGAGCGAUUCCGGACAAUCACGACGGCGUAUUACAGAGGCGCUAUGGGCAUCAUGCUGGUGUAUGACAUUACCAAUGAAAAAUCCUUCGACAACAUCAAGAAUUGGAUCAGGAACAUAGAAGAGCAUGCAUCAGCAGACGUGGAGAAAAUGAUUCUGGGGAACAAAUGUGACAUCAAUGAGAAGCGGCAAGUUUCCAAAGACAGAGGAGAGAAGCUGGCGUUAGAGUACGGCAUCAAGUUCAUGGAGACGAGUGCGAAGGCCAACAUCAACGUGGAAAAUGCGUUUUUAACACUCGCCAGAGACAUCAAAGCAAAGAUGGACACGAAACUGGAGGGCAACAAUCCCCAAGGCAGCAGUCAGGGAGUGAAGAUCACCACCGAGCAACAGAAAAAGAGCAGCUUCUUCCGCUGUGUUUUACUGUGAAGACUAAGGCCUUACUGUCCUUCACCCUGGGGGCUGGACUCAACUGGACUGUGCUCUUGUUUUUAAGCACUUCUCCCUCUCUCUCUCUCUCUCUCUCUCUCUCUCUUUCUCUCUCUCUCUAUCUAUCUAUCUAUCUAUCCUGCUCUGUCUGUUUCAGCACCUAUCUGCUUCCUGCCCUGGCACUACAGGAGUGCUCGGCUCCUCUCAUCUGCUUCCACUGAAACGUGACUGUUUCUUCCAGCUCGCCUGCUUUUUUUCGAACGAGGCCAAGGCAGACCAUCCAGCCCAUUGUAAUGUCUCCAUGACUGAGGAUUGCACCAUAAAUAACACAUUCCCAUUCA
Molecule: messenger RNA, 1065 nt
Organism: Silurus meridionalis
Lineage: Eukaryota; Metazoa; Chordata; Actinopteri; Siluriformes; Siluridae
Gene: rab8a
Product: RAB8A, member RAS oncogene family
Exons: 8
Coding region: 101-724 (207 amino acids)
Biological process (GO): regulation of exocytosis; protein secretion; Golgi vesicle fusion to target membrane
Cellular component (GO): dendritic spine; endosome; plasma membrane
Molecular function (GO): GTPase activity; GTP binding
Source: RefSeq, a predicted model, not a curated record